This is a messenger RNA of Selaginella moellendorffii, 887 nucleotides long. RefSeq lists its product as uncharacterized. The record is from RefSeq and is a predicted model, not a curated record. Gene Ontology annotation, cellular component: Shu complex. The transcript has 6 exons. Bases 45 to 755 code for a protein of 236 amino acids. Lineage: Eukaryota; Viridiplantae; Streptophyta; Lycopodiopsida; Selaginellales; Selaginellaceae. Gene Ontology annotation, biological process: double-strand break repair via homologous recombination. Gene Ontology annotation, molecular function: single-stranded DNA binding.
AACCCUUAGCAUUUUAACAUUUUAUUUCCACCCUUUUAGGGUUUAUGGGCGCGCUACUACACAAGUUCUUUCUGGAUCGUGGUCGCGCGAUCGCUCCGGAUGAAAAUGCCAGCGAUGGUGUGGAUUCGGUGCUUCUCACGGGGCCAUCUUGCUCAGGAAAAACGACGCUGCUCUUCCACUUCGCGAUCAAUCUCGUCUCCGAGCAGGGAUUGUCCAACGUUGUGAUCAUUUGCAAGCGCAGUAGCAUGGAGAAUGAUCCUCCAUCUUUACCAGAGGACUUGGACACCCAGCACUUGCGGAGGAUUUCGUUCAAGUACGUGAGCGACGACGAAGAUCUGGACAAGUACUUUGCCGCGUUCCAUCUCGCAAAUCCAUUGCCGCAAGCAGUGAUCAUCGACAGCUUCUCGGAGUUCUUCGAGGACUGGAUUUACGAAGACGAUGGAGGCGAUGGACAGCCUCUGGAAGUUGCCAUGGUCGACUCCCUCGCACUUUGCCUGAACGCAAUGGAACACGCAAGCAAAGAAUCUCCAUCGGAGCAGGCUUGCAAGCUUGUGAUCUCGGAUUUAUCAGACGAAGCUGCGAGCUACAUGUACAUCUACAAGAAAUACCUCUCUCGAGUCUUUGUCAUCAAAAGUAAGCUCAAGCUUCCUUGUUCUACGAUCUUCCGUUCGCCAAAUUGCAGGGGUAGACUCCUCAAAGUUUUUCUUGUCCGAGGAGUGCAAAGAAAAUGCUGGCUACGCUCGCUACACAUUUAACGGCGGACCAGUUCAACUUGAUGAACUAGUCGUUUGAUCCAAAAGUCCAAAAUCUUAGAAAUCGAAGUGGACUUUUGGAAAUAAGCUUUACACAAACUUUAAUUUUUUUAAUUAAAAGAAAAGCGUUAAAGA